This is a messenger RNA of Gadus macrocephalus (Pacific cod), 1754 nucleotides long. RefSeq names its product arachidonate 5-lipoxygenase a (gene alox5a). The record is from RefSeq and is a predicted model, not a curated record. Gene Ontology annotation, cellular component: nuclear envelope. Bases 205 to 1668 code for a protein of 487 amino acids. Gene Ontology annotation, biological process: linoleic acid metabolic process; lipid oxidation. The transcript has 10 exons. Gene Ontology annotation, molecular function: protein binding; iron ion binding; arachidonate 5-lipoxygenase activity. Lineage: Eukaryota; Metazoa; Chordata; Actinopteri; Gadiformes; Gadidae.
AUAAAUAAAGGUGAUGAGGAAGGGGGAGGGGGAGCUUGAGCAAGACUUUUCAGGAACAGAUGCAAGAGAAGUGCAGAAGUGUAUAUUUCCUGCGCUAGAGUUUGGGCCCGGCUAGAGCUAUACCUUGCUUUAGGCUCCCUUUUUCCCUUUUUUGGAUCUUCAGAUUUCCCCCCUUCCAGCUUCGUGUCGACACCCUCGGAGGUAAUGCCUACCUACACGGUGACCGUGGCCACCGGCAACCAGUGGUUUGCGGGCACUGAUGACUACAUCUACAUAACACUGAUGGGCACGGGGCAGUGCAGCGAGAGGACCCUCCUGGACAAACCGAUGUACAACGACUUUGAGAGAGGAGCGGUUGACUCCUAUGAUGUGACCGUGGGUGAGGAUCUGGGCGAGAUCGUGCUGGUGAAGAUUGAAAAGAACAAGUACUGGGUGCAGGACGACUGGUACUGCAGGUACAUCACAGUCAAGACCCCAGGGGGCGAAUAUCUGGAGUUCCCCUGCUUCCACUGGCUGGUGGACGAAAAGGAAGUGGUGCUCAGAGAUGGACGAGCACGUUUGUGUCAGAACGAAAAGACGAUGAUUGCCAAGCAGCACCGACAGCAGGAACUGGACAUGCGGCGUAGGACGUACAAAUGGCAAGAGUGGCAACCAGGCUUUCCAAUGAGCAUAGAUGCAGCCAAACACAAGGAUUUGCCCAGGGACAUCCAAUUUGACAGCGAGAAGGGAGUGGACUUUGUACUGAACUACAGUAAAGCCAUUGAGAACCUGUGUGUGAACCAGUUCAUGCACAUGUUCCAGUCCUCCUGGAGCGACUUCGCCGACUUUGAGAGGAUCUUUGUGAGGAUCAAGAACACCAUCUCAGAGUACGUCAUGGAGCAUUGGAAGGAGGACUUCAUGUUUGGCUACCAGUUCCUGAACGGGUGCAACCCAGUGGUGCUCCAAAAGUGCACCAAGCUCCCAGACAAGUUCCCUGUCACCCAUGAGAUGGUGGCUUUCUGCCUGGAGAGAGACCUUACCCUGGAAGAAGAAAUAGAGGCGGGGAACAUCUACAUCGCAGACUACGAGGUGCUGGAGGGCAUCACCCCCAACAGCACGGACCCCUGUACCAUGCAGUACCUGGCCGCGCCCAUCUGUCUGCUCUACAGGACGGUGGGGAGCAAGAUCCUCCCCCUGGCCAUACAGUUGAGUCAGGUGCCUGGCGAGAAAGCCCCCAUCUUCCUGCCCAGCGACAGUCAGGACGACUGGCUGAUCGCAAAGAUAUGGGUGCGCUCGGCCGACUUCCACGUGCAUCAGACCAUCACCCAUCUCCUGAGGACCCACCUGAUAUCCGAGAUGUUCGGAGUGGCCAUGUUCCGACACCUUCCCGCCGUCCACCCCGUCUACAAGCUGCUUGUGCCACACAUCCGCUACACCAUCGCCAUCAACACCAAGGCCCGGGAACAGCUCAUCUGCAAGUUCGGCAUCUUCGACAAGGCCAAUGGCACAGGUGGAGGUGGACACGUCCAGCUGAUUCAGAAAGCCAUGAAGACCCUCACCUUCAAGUCUCUGUGCUUCCCCGACUCCAUCAAGGCCCGCAAUAUGGAGAGCGUGGAAGAGCUGCCCACUUACUUCUUCAGGGAUGACGGCAACAAAGUAUGGGAUGCCACCAAGAGGUCUGUUAACUAACAGUUCCGAUUUCUCAAUGAGAAUUUGGUAUUCGUUGAAUGGUUUAAUCAGAAGUGUCUGCAACACCCACGGGGUGCUAAGAUUAA